CGUGACUGUAAUAAAUGAUAUUGAUUUAAUAACACGAGGGCUUGUCUUUUGUAAACACAGGCUCGAACCUACAAUCCAGGGGGGAGGCAUACCACCCUCAAUAACCCCCACUCCCUCCUGUCAAUCGUGCCUUCAAAUGGCUUACCUCCACAUAGCACACCAUCACGCAGCUCGCUCACAUCCACGCGUCUUCGCCUGCUCGUAGCUGUGAUAAUGCGGAGAAGGUGGAAAGAAAGACUAUUACGACGCAACCCCGUAAUUCAUGGAGUUCAGUAGUAAAAGUGACAGCACACCAAGACCUGGAGUAAACCCCAGAAAACGACCCGACAGUGGAGCAAACUAGCGGCUUGACCAUCUCAUUGAUUAGCCAUUCCCACUGGCACCUCGCCCCAUCUCCCCCCCUUACUAUUCUCAUAAUUCUCAUCGAACAACUCCUCACUCCUCACUUCAUAAAUAUGGCCUCAUGCGCUCUCGAGAUGUGUCAAAUUACCCCUCCCCCAAAAAAACAUAUUGCAGCAAAUUUAAAAUGAACUCAAACGGCAGCAACAGCGAAAAGACGGUGGAUUUUUGUGAGGUCGAGGAUGGGACUCUGGAUGAUGGGAAACAGGAUCUUUUUACUGCGGAGCAUAUUGACGAUGAUCCCGUGCUCAGCAAGGAAGAGCAGCGGAAGAUAAUCCAUCGCGUUGAUGGGAGACUCGUCGCUACUACUGUGGCUAUGUAUGCCAUCUCCCUGAUGGAUAGGACGAAUCUCGGGAAUGCUGGUAUAGCGGGGAUGAAUGGGGAGCUGGAUAUGGAAGAUGUAUCGCUAUUCGACUAUUGCAUUGGUAUUCUUUGCGACGUAUACAUUGCUGCAACCUCCUGCUACUGUUUUGUGUCGGAAGAUAGGGCACGUGAGGUGCCACGCUCUUACAGUGGGACCUGGCGGGCUCGGUAAAUUAGGGCCUACGGGUUCCUGUAUAUAAAAGGG
Pseudogymnoascus destructans is the source of this 967-nucleotide messenger RNA. RefSeq lists its product as uncharacterized. The transcript is spliced from 2 exons. The record is from RefSeq and is a predicted model, not a curated record. The coding region runs from base 464 to 934 and encodes 156 amino acids. Lineage: Eukaryota; Fungi; Ascomycota; Leotiomycetes; Thelebolales; Thelebolaceae.